CUCAACAACAUACAAAAUCCUACACCAUCAUUUGCAUUCCUUUCCAAAACCAUCAUUCACCAAAACUAAAACCAUGUUGAUGAAGCAAUCUCUCUUGUGCUUCUUACUUGCACUGAUAGUUCCCUUCAUGUGUUCCACCACAACAGUAGCACAAUUAGCACCAGUUGGUGCACCUGUACAACCAGCAAAACCUACUCCAACCCCACCAGCAGCAUCUCCAAAACCAUUGGUACCCUCAUUACCACAAUCACCAAGUCCAAGUGAUGCCACUUCCGACACUCCAGCAGUUGACAUUGUUGGAAUCUUGAGAAAAGCAAAGUCAUUCAACAUCCUAAUCCGCCUCAUGAAAACCACCCAAUUGAUCAACCAACUCAAUGCACAGCUUCUCACUACUAAAUCAGGUGGCUUAACCAUUCUUGCACCUGAUGACAGUGCCUUCUCUGAACUCAAAGCAGGCUUCCUCAACACUCUCUCUGAUGGACAAAAGCUUGAACUCUUGCAGUUCCACGUUCUUCCAGACUAUGUCUCCAGCUCUAACUUUGAUACUCUCACCAACCCUGUGAAAACACUUGCAGGUGCUAAACCUGGAAAGGUGGAACUGAAUGUGGUGAGCUACGGAGGGAGUGUGAACAUCUCAACUGGUGAGGUUAACACCACCAUCAAUGGCAUUAUAUAUACUGAUAAGCAUCUUGCUAUCUAUAAAGUGGGUAAGGUGCUUCUUCCUAUGGACUUCUUUGCUGUUGCUAAGGCACCUGCAAAGGCACCUUCUUUGGCUCCAGAACCAUCUGCAAAUGCGCCAAAAGCUGAUAAGGGGAAGCCAUUAUCCCCAGAUUCUUCAGAGUCAUCUCAGAUUAAUUCCACAAACGAGAACUCUGGCACUAUGAAAAUCACUGUUCAUGGAAAGUGGGUGUCCCUUGUUCUUGGAGCUUUAUGGUGACUGUGUUGUCAUCAUGAACAAGUAUAUGAUUUGAAUUUACCAGCGCCCUAGAUAAUAGCUCUCGUGCUUUAAGAGUAUUAUGAUUGUGAUCUGCAGGAAGGAGUGAAUGUUUUAGUGGUGAAUUAUCAGUGUGGAUUAGGGGACCUGAGAUUGUUGUAUUCCUCUACGGAUUUUUUUAUUCUAAAUAUAAGUGUUAUGCUAUGGUUGUUUGACUUGAUUCAAUA
Abrus precatorius (Indian licorice) is the source of this 1161-nucleotide messenger RNA. Its product is annotated as fasciclin-like arabinogalactan protein 12. Lineage: Eukaryota; Viridiplantae; Streptophyta; Magnoliopsida; Fabales; Fabaceae. The record is from RefSeq and is a predicted model, not a curated record. The transcript has 2 exons. Bases 74 to 937 code for a protein of 287 amino acids.